AUGCGAUCAGCGACGUAUCGAACGGCGAGGAGUUCGAAGGCGACGGCGAUUCCACUGAACAACACAUCUCCGACGACAUCAAGCCCCGCUCCUGUUGUAGAUCAUGGCGAUGACAAGGCGGAGAAAGAUCCGUCCACGGACGAAGACGAUACAAGUGACGGCGACGAAGAUACCGAAGAGGAAGAGGACUCCGACGAAGAUGAAGAUGCCUCCGACGACGACGCAGCCUCCAAAGACAAGCCCGCUUCGAAGCAAUCCUCAACCACCAAGUCCACGACCACACCCAAGACCAAGCCCCCGCAAGACGACAAUGCGGCUACCCCCGAAACCACCGCGAAGCCCAACCUCAAGACCAAGACCGCUCAAGACGAGAAGGCGGCUAAGAAGGAGGCUGAUGCUGAGAAGAAGAGGACCGCGGCACCAAUCAAGGAAACAUCUAAAACCAUCGAGCAGGAUAACUCGAACCCGGCAUUCAAUUCUGAGUUGUCGGAUUUCGCAUACCGACUAAACUACCAAUUCCCAAAACUCACUGAACGACAGCUCAAGGAAGUCAUGGACCAGCUGCAGGCCCAUAACGUUGAGGACGUCGCCGCCAUACUCGUGUGGGUAGCCAAUAGCUCACAACGCGGCUCUAGUUACGACGAGAUCAUUGGAUCCAAACAGUAUCCGAUGGUGGGAGCUUGGAAAGACGCCGACUUUGAUGUAAAGCAGUACGAGAUGAGCCGCGAAGACUACGGCUGA
Molecule: messenger RNA, 741 nt
Organism: Alternaria arbusti
Lineage: Eukaryota; Fungi; Ascomycota; Dothideomycetes; Pleosporales; Pleosporaceae
Exons: 3
Coding region: 1-741 (246 amino acids)
Source: RefSeq, a predicted model, not a curated record